CAACAACUGGUCACACUCGAUGAACACAUUUGGGUUAUCAAUUGCUUGAAAACAUUGCAUUUAAUAUUAUUUAUUAAAAUGCUGAAGCUUUUACAUCAAACUAUUCAACAGACGCGUGCACUUUCAUCGGCUACUGCAGCAGUUACGCGACUACAUCGUUCAGUCUACUGUCGCGUUUAUCCCACAGUUGUUGUGCACCCUGAUGGAUCCACAAUUAACAUUCGAUAUCACGAACCCCGCAAAAUAAUCAAAUUGCCAUUGGAUUUAAGUACGUUGUCUGAAUCGGAGCGUAAGUCACGUUUAGAGGCUCGAAAGCCGCGCAAAAAGGUCAAGAUUAUGGAUGAAGUGGAAGACAACUUUAAUGCGAGAAAAUACAUGAAAUAUAUUAAAAAUAAAAAAUAGCCUAUCGCAUGAAUA
Messenger RNA from Drosophila hydei, 417 nucleotides. RefSeq names its product 39S ribosomal protein L55, mitochondrial (gene mRpL55). The coding region runs from base 79 to 402 and encodes 107 amino acids. Gene Ontology annotation, molecular function: structural constituent of ribosome. Gene Ontology annotation, cellular component: mitochondrial large ribosomal subunit. Gene Ontology annotation, biological process: translation. The record is from RefSeq and is a predicted model, not a curated record. The transcript is spliced from 2 exons. NCBI's taxonomy places the organism in Eukaryota, Metazoa, Arthropoda, Insecta, Diptera, Drosophilidae.